ACGGUUUGGGCUGCCAUAUCUUGAUAUUCCGCAGGCCCCAUCAUCUCCUUGAAAGGUAGAGUCACUGCCAGCAACUAUGUACAAAAUUUUGGCUAACCAUGUGCACCCCAUGGUGCAGACAUUGUUUCCCGAAGACAGCAACAUUUACCAAGACGAUAAUGCUCCAAUUUACACUGCUGAUGUUGUCAAAUCGUGGUUUAAUGAGCAUGCAGAAAAAUUCUCACACCGCACCCAGGUGCCGCUGUCGCCAGACCUCAAUAUCAUAGAGCCACUAUGGUCAAUUUUUGAGAACAAGUUUUGGGAUAAUUUUCUUCCC
Molecule: messenger RNA, 316 nt
Organism: Staurois parvus
Lineage: Eukaryota; Metazoa; Chordata; Amphibia; Anura; Ranidae
Source: the annotation of a GenBank genome assembly